Messenger RNA from Oryza sativa Japonica Group (Japanese rice), 896 nucleotides. NCBI's taxonomy places the organism in Eukaryota, Viridiplantae, Streptophyta, Magnoliopsida, Poales, Poaceae. The record is from RefSeq and is a predicted model, not a curated record.
GGCACAGAAAUACAUGCAAUGAGGAGUGAAACGUUACAACACCUCCCUUAUAAAUACCCUAACCCCACACAAGAAACCCCUCCUCCAUAUUACAAUCAAGAGAGGAAAAAAAAACAGAGAGAGAAAGAUCAAGAGCAUAUAAUCUAUAUAUACACACAGGCACGUCGCGAGUAAAUUUCACAAAACUACAUAGACUACGUGGAUCCGAUACUCCGAUCCCGACCCGGCCAUGAGAAGGCAAGGAGGCAACUGCGAGGUCAACUCCUCCAUCGCCCUCCUCCAGGAGAGGUUCAGGAACCUGCAGAAGGUGAGGGAGAUGAGGGAGGGGAGGGAGCAGCUGCUGCAGACGCCGCCGUCGCCGACGGCGACGGCGACGGCGAUAGCCGGUGCAACUACCACUGGUGCUGCUGCGUCAUCGUCCGGCGGCGAGCAGCCGAGGUGGUUCUCGCACCCGGAGCUGGUCCGGCCGUCGUCGAGGCCGGCGGCAGCACAGCGAGCCACCGCCGACGACGAUGCUGCCGCCGUUCGUCAGCCGCCGGCGGUGAGCGUUGGCAGGGCGGCAGCCAUGGUUUUGCAGAGCUCGGGGUGUAGGAGCGAUGUGGAGGUGGACACCUCGCUUCACUUGUGAAGAAGUGAAAAUUAAGUAGAUAGCUAGUAGUAGCUAGAUGCUUAUUUAGCUCGGCCGAAUUAAUCAUUUUUUCCCCCCUUUGAUCCUUCUAGUUCUUGUUUUUCUCUUGAUCGAUCACAUCUUGUAUGCGCUCGUGGAUGCUGUCGAAUUUGAAUUAAUUUGGUUCUAGUUCAUGUUGAUUAGAUGUUUAGAUGAGGGAGUGUCUAAGGUGUUGUAAAAUUAAAUUUCUCAAAAAGAUCUACUAUACAUACUAAGUACUAAUUAACUA